Molecule: messenger RNA, 9249 nt
Organism: Volvox carteri f. nagariensis
Lineage: Eukaryota; Viridiplantae; Chlorophyta; Chlorophyceae; Chlamydomonadales; Volvocaceae
Exons: 13
Coding region: 1-9249 (3082 amino acids)
Source: RefSeq, a predicted model, not a curated record
AUGUGUCUCCGCGAGCUACAGGCCCUGGCUAAAGUUAACAUCUGCGUUUGCACCCCUGGCGCGCAAAACAAGAUUUCAUAUGAGCGGGAUGGCUGCCAGAUGGCGCAUGAGCUCGAUGAAGCGGCUGCGGGCAGCAGUCCUCCGCUCCAGCAGCAACGAAGCGUUAAUAUCGGCUUGGAAUUUGAUCUUAAUAUUGAUGUUGUUGGUGUUGAUGUUGCCAGGAAUAACAAAAUGAAUGAAAGUUUUGCGUUGGAUUUGAGCAGUCGCAGCAGCCCGCAUCUGCAGCAAACAAAUCUCCAGCAAUCGCCGAACCAGAACCAGAUUCAUAACCAGAUCCCAAACCAGAUCCAGAACCAAAUCCAGAACCAGCUGCUCUUGAGACCGGGGCCGCCACAGCAACAGCCACAGCCACAACUGCUACAGCCGCCACAGCCGCUACAGCCGUUUCAACAGAUGGUGCAACAGCUCGGUCAGUCGCCCUCGGCGUUGGCGUCCCCGCAGCCGCCGCCAACACGGGAACCACCACAUCGCCACUCGCCGCCACACCUGCAACAGCCGCGGCUACAGCCGCCACCACAGCAGCCGCAGCCGGUACGGCAGCCGCUACAGCAGCAACCGGAAAGGCAUCUGGUGGGGGUGAGUGUACCGCACGUUACCGGGUGGGGGGAGGGCCAGCGGAACGGUAAUGGCGGCGGGGGCGCCGCCGCUGACGGCGGCGGCGGCGGCGGUUGUGGCGCUGACGGCGCCAAAACAACUGGAUUUGUUGGACGCACCGACGCUAGCGGCGCCAGCCGCGGCGUUGGCGGGGGUGGCAUUGGCGUUGGCGGGGUUGGGGGCGUUGGCGGCGCAGGAGGAGGAUCUUUCAUGGCUUCCAGAUCAGGUCAGUCCAGGGUCAUCAUGACCACUCCUGAGGGCCAGGCGGCGUUGAAGCUCGCUUUGCAACGUAAGGCCCAGGAACGAGCUCUUGCGGCGGCGGAGGCGGCGGGGGCGCACCUGCCGUACGACUCGCCGGAACGCAGCAGCGGCGUGGCCCCUGGUACCGGCGCACCAGUACACGCUCCCGGCCCGUACGGCAAUACGGUUAUUAUGCAGCACCAGCCGUCGUACGGACUGAUGACGCCGCAGCGGCCGCUACAGCGACAGCCGCCGAACCUUGCGGUGACGCCACCGGGGGGCUCUGCGGUACAGGAUCGUACGGCACGUGGCCCACGGUCUUCGAUGCUCGGCUGGGGCGGCAUGGAUGGCGAGAGCGGGUCCGGAUGGCAGAUUGGGACUUUCUGCCGUACAGGCCAGGAUGCCGCCAGGCCAGUAGCCGCCGAGGCGUUGAACAUCGAGACGCCUGCCGAUUGGUCCGGAGGCCCCCGGCUGCCUGCUGCGGCGCCGGCCCUGGCGGCGGCGGCAGCAGCUAUGCCCGAUGUACGACAUGGCAACGGCGGUGAUGGAGGCGGCGACAUCAAUGCUGCCACGGCGGCCGUACAUGAAGACAUAUCGUCAACAUGUACGGCAGCGGCAGCGGCAGCAAUGGCCUCUCCGAAUGACAUGGGAGCUGGGAUGGAGUCACGCACUGUACGGCAAAAAAGUGGUACGGCGGACGUUGGCCAGGCUAGAGGUGCAUGCAGCGACGUGAUUGCUUCGGAGGCGCCGCCAAUGCCUGUACAACAGCUACAGCAGCAGUACAGAGAUGUCAUACAGCAGACCCGGAGCCAGGAGACGGUGGCAUCUUCGCGGCUCUGUGAUAUGUCUGCAGCAGUAGCGGAGGCCGGCCCGGCGGCGGUGCCGUACCGGUUCCCAACGACAGCAGCGGUGUCCCCGGUCAUGCUACAGCCGCAGCUUUCACCGCAACGAUCACUGCAGCUACAGCUACAAUCACCCGCAGUAGCCUCCGCUGCCGUACCACUCCAGCAAGAUUCCGUACACCCUAGAACCCAACCUCUGGAAGUCUUGCCGGAUUUCCAAAAUGCUCAGCCGCAGCAACAACUAGAACAGCAGCUACAGCACCAAAGUCAGCUACAGCCACCUGAAGGCUUGGCGGUUCAAGGACUUGAAAGGGUGGAAGCUGCCGCAGCGUCGCCGCUAUCUGACGGCCGGGGUCACUCGGCAUCGUACCAAGGCGGCGGCGGCGGAGGAGGAGGAGGAGGAGGAGGCGGAGGCUUGCUAGUCGCGUCGCCUGGGCUGCUGCCGUUACGGCCAUCGUACGGCAGCGCGCCACCAUCGGGCAUCCAGUCGCCCUCUCUUACGGUGUCGCAAGCGGAGAUAACGCCCCAGAAUCGCGACCACCAGCGGGAGCCGCCGCCGCCGCCGCCGCCUGUACACUACGCUGAGGUCUACAGACAGCACUACGAACAAUACCAGCAACAGCAACAGCAACAGCAGGAACAGCAACAGCAACAGCCCACUUCCCCUGCGUUGCUGGUCCCCGUCAGCAGCCCACAAUCCCACGGGUCACCUUCUCCCGGAACAGGGCAGAUGCCGCUCACGGGCGUCACAGAGGUGACGGCGACGGCGGCGACGGCGGCGACGGCAGCAUCCAAUCCAAACACUGCAACAAGCAAUGGCAGUGGCGGCGGCGACGGCCCGGUGCCGCUCCCAGCGGCGCUGAUGCCGACGCCGUACAGGCCACGUAGGCUUUCCUUUGACGGCCUUAGCCUAGAGGGGUCGACCGCUCCACCGCUGCCGCUGCCGCCGGCGCCGUCGAGCUGUACGGUGCAUGAGGCAUCGGUUCCGUGGCUAGGCCAUGCCCUGACGGGGCAUCCCGCAACUCCUCCAAAACAACAGCCGCAGCCGCCCCAGCCGCCCCAGCCGCAGCAGCAGCAGCAGCAGCAGCGAGAGCCCUGGCCAGCGCCAUGGCAGCCGCAGCCGCCGCAUUACCCGUCUCAGCCGUUCCAGCAGUCAUGGCAGCAGGCGCAACACCCACAAGCCCGGCCAUACCUGCCGCAAUCGUACCAGGAAUGGGGAACGACCCGUGGGUCAUCCCCGCAUCUGCCGUCGGAACAUGAGCGACCGCAGCAGCGGACGGCGCUGCCGACACCGCAGCCGGGCACGCCGCGUACCGCCCCCCACCCAGCGCAGCCGCAUCUGGGGCUGCUGGGGAUCCCGCGUCCCCCACCCCACCACCACCAACAACAGGAUCAACAACAGGAUCAACAACAAAAUCAACAACAAAAUCAACAACAAAAUCAACAACAAAAUCAACAACAAAAUCAACAGCAACAGCAUUUUUUUUACCAACAUCAGCUCCUGUCGCCGUCAACACAGCCCCAGGCACUGGCACCUCAAGCUCAGCUGCCGUUGGCGGCAGCGGCGACUCCGCGGGGGCCGCCGCCGCAACGUGCUUUUACGCUAUCGGCUGCGGCCACCACUGGCGGCAACGACCCAUCGCCCUUCGCCUCGCACGCGGCAAUCGCGGCGGCGGCGGCGGCGACGGCGGCGGGUGCGCCACCCGACUCCCCGCGGAUUUCAUACGGCAGCGCAUUACCUGCCUACCGUACCACAAGCGCCACUAGCGCUGCCGCCGCCGGCGGAGGAGUGGUGGCAGCAGCGCUUGCGCCUCCGCCGCCGCUACCGCCGCAUUCGCCGCUGUCGAGCGGGUUCGCCGUCCAGGCGUCGGCUCCGGGUUAUUGCCGUACAUUUGCACCUAUGGUCUCGGAGCGCUUACCAUCCUCUCAAAACUUGCUUUCCCCGGGACCGACACAGGCGAUGUGCCCAAGCCCACUACAACCACUACAACCACUACAACCACUACAACCACUACAACCACUACAACCACCACAACCACCACAACCACCGCAACCACCCCAACCACUAAAACCACUACAACCACCACAACCACCGCAACCACCACAGCCACCGCAACCCGGGGCGGCGGAUUUCUCGACGAUUCUUCACGCACCACAUCCAGUGCCGCCGCCGACGUUCGGAUUGGCGCCGCCGCCGCCGCCGCCGCCGCCGCCGUCCCCAUCGGCGGUCCGACUUCAGCAGCAAUCACCGCCGCCGCCGCCACAGGAGCAGCAGCAGCGGCAUCCGCAGCAGUAUCUGUCGUACCAGUGCCAACAGGGGAUUCAGCAAGUGCCUCCCUCGCCUAAGCAACGGAGGCAUCAGCAAUCCAAGCAGCACCACCGCGACCAACACGAUUUCCUGAGACAACAGCAACAUUACCAACACCAACACCAACAGCAUUCGGAUCAGGUGCAAAUCCGCCAAGGAACUGCCGCUGCAGCAACUACGGCUGCACCAGCAGGACCGGCGCCGUACGGAGCGCCUGACACCGUUACGAACCCGUACACACCGCAGUACAGUGUCGUCCAACGCGCGUCGUCCGUACACCAACCGCUUUCGCCGCCACAAUACCAGCAGCAUCAGCAGCAGGAUGUUGGUCCGUCCGUGCAACCUGUUGCGGCGGAGGCAGGCAUGGCAGUGGCGGCGGCGGCGGCGGCGGCGGCAGCUCCGCCAGCGGCGCAAUCCUCUCCAGGGAAGGAGCCCGAGGCGCCGCUACUUCCCCACCUGCCUUCCGUACAGGACAUAUGGGCAGCGGCGACGCAUCUAGGUACGGAACUGCUCGACCUCCCCGCCGCCGGCGUAGGGGGGGGUGGUGCCGCCAUGCUCAUAGACAGUGAACCCAGCGGCUCAUUGUUGAGCGCGGGAGAUUCCCUGCCGGAGGUCGGCCGCGCGGCGGCGGCGGCGGCGGCCGCUGCAGGCGGCGGCGAGGAGGUCACCGGCGGCAUGUCACCCUUCCCAAGGCGCACCGGUGGAGCACGCAUAAGGCCCAUUAAGAGGUACUCAAAAUCGGAGGCGCAGGCACGAGAAAAGGAGCGGCAGCGGGCGGCAGCGGCAGCGGCAGCGGCGGAGGCGGCUGCUGCCGCCGCCGCUGCGGCAGCCGCGCCAGAGCAGCAGCACGUCAUGGCGAGCCCAAGGCCUCGAUCGGACACAGCUCGAGGUAGCGGCGGCGGCUCUGGUGCAGGAAGUGGAACCGGUACGGCAGCAGCAGCGGAACGGUACUUGACAGACGCGGGUGCGCCUGGCAACGGCGGCGGCGCCGCCGCCGCCGCCGCCACCGCGGCCGCUGGCAGGACGAAGACUUUCAGUGCUGCCGCACCGAAAGGAGCCAAGGCCGUCAGCCCCCCCAAGGUUACCGUACGAGUUAGGACGGCGGGUACGGCAGGUACGGCUCCCUCGACGGACGGACCCGCCGUCACAAUGGCGGCACCGCCACGGCGGCGACCGCCCGCGAAGCGACCUGCACCGGGGGCCGGUACGACGUCAGUCGGUAGCGCGGCGGUGCCUGAAGGCGAUUCGACGCAGCUUCCGCCGCCGCUGCCAGCCAAAAAGGCCAAAGGUCGACCGCGGAAGGCGGCAGCGGAGGCGGCAGCGGCGGAGGCGGGUGCCGUACCAGGCGCCCUGCUGCCCGGGGUUGCGGCCGUCGGGACAUCCACAAAGACCAAAAGACCAAAAAUGCUACAACAACAGCAGCAACAGCAGCGUGCGCCGCCAUCGCAAAUGCAAGCAUUACAGCUGCUGCCGCCGCCGCUACAGCCGCUACAGCCGCCGCCGCAGCAGCAGCAAAGUGUGCAACGCCAGCGGAUGGGUUCUGGGCCCAUGAUGUCGGAGGGGGUUUCGGAGCAACAGAGGCAGCAGCCGGCAAGUAGCAGCGCCCCGAGGAGGAGGAAAAAGAAAAAGCUGUCGUCGGAAUUGCAACAGCUGCCCGGGCUCGAUCUGACGACGGCGGCGGCGCCACCGCUUCCACUGACGGUGCUUGGGGCCGCGACGGGUUCGGCGACUGCUGCGCCGUCGUCAACCCCUUUGAAAUCGCUCUUGCAGCAGCCUGGCGCGACGGCGGCGGUGGUGGCGCAGAUGUCGUACACUGCGCGGCCGGGUGGCAGAUCGACACCGACCGAGCGGCCGCCAAAACUAACACGCCCCAAGAAGGGGGGAGGAGGAAGAGGGGGAGGAGGGGGAAAGCCGGAAGAUUCGGGCGCCGCCGCCGCCGCCGCCGCCAGGCGGGUUCCGGCGGCCUCGGAACAACCCACACGAGCUAAAGCGCCGAUAGCGGCCGGCCGUGUGGCGUCUAGCGCCGCGGCCGCCACCGCCGCCGCCGCCACCGCCGCCGCCGCCAUCGCCACCCGGGAUGACGUACCUGGCAACCUCGGCCCUGGGAUAUCACGGGAAGUCAUCGAAGCUGCCGCCGCCGCCGCCAAAGAAAAAGGCCUCGGCGGCGGCGGCGGCCGGAAACGCAAGCGGAGGGCAUCCGAGGGUGGCGCUGGCGCUGGCAGCGGUGCUGUCAAGCCGGCGGCGGCGACGGUCCUGGCAGCAGUGGGUUGUCGUACGGCGCCUUCCGUACCCAUCUGUUUCAAUCGUGUUGCCAGCGGAUUGCCGCCGCCGGUGCCGGCACCGCCGCCGCGGCGGUGGUCGCUGCCUGGCGUCGCUAUGCCAAGCGGUACGGUGACGGUGGCGGCGCCGCCAGGCGAGCUGAUGCCGCUGCAGACGCCGCCGCCGCCGCCACGGACGGCCUCAUUACAUGGAUCAUCGCCCGGUCGGCCCCGGCGUCAGCGCAUCGUUGUGUUGCCCAUUCGGUCCGCCGACCCCAACACAGUGCAUGAUCAUCAUCAUCAGCAACAACAACAACAACAACAGCAGCAGCAGCAACAACAACAACAACAGCAGCAGCAACAACAGCAAUACCAGAUGCAACAUCUUCGCCAUCAGCAGUACCAUCCGUACCACCAGUACGACCAGUACGGCAGAUACGGCCUUGAAGGACCAGAGCAACAGCGAGAAGGCUACAUGCAGCUGAGCCCACUGCCGCAGCAGCACCAGCAGCAGCAGCGGCACCAGCAGCAGAUGAUGAUGAUGCCGCAGCAGAUGCAGCAUCACGAGGCAGCAGAGGCUGCUAUUGUUUCGGACGGUGCUACGGCAACGGCAACGGCAAUGCGCUCAGGAAUGCCGCCCGGCAGCUUCCGCAACGGCGCGGGCUGGAACGCUGGUGGAACGUCACCUCGUGGAAUCGCCAGCGGGGACGCCGCCGCUGCUAAGGUUCCUUGUGUACGGCACGACGACAUAGCCGGCGUUAGUAGCAUCCAACGUCGACAACUGCCAAGAUACGAUAUACCGAUGGACAGGUCUGGAACUAGAUCUGCGCCGGCGGCGGAUACCGACGGUGGCGGCGGCGGCGGCGGCGGGGGUGGUGGCGGCGGCGGUGGCGGCGGCGCAUACAUUGGCACAGCAAGUGGUGCGGGAGUCGGCGCAGCUGAGACGGCGGCACAGCCCCAGCAGCCGUUGACCCGUCCGACCACCGCGGCACAGCGCUUGCGGGCGCUGUACGACAGUUGCGGAUUCAGCUCGUCCGACAUUUCAGUUGCGGAUUUUGAAUCCGAGGAGUCCGGCCUGGAGGUGGCGGAAACUGCGCAGGCAGCUUCGGGACUGGAUCCAGAGUCCAGAGCCGACGGGGAUGCAGAGGAGGAAGGGAAGGAAGGGGGGGCCUUAGCUGCUACAGCUACUGCUGCUACAGACGCCGGAGCCCUAGGUUCACCCACUAGGAGUGGUGGCGGCGGCGGCGGUGGCGGCGGCGGCGCUGAGGCUGUCGUAACGCUUGGCCACGCUCGCGGCAUGGGUAUUAUGGUACGACCCCAUGUACCGCCGCCACCCUCAGUGGGUGAUGUCCUCGAGGUUGCAUUGUACGGCACCGGGCUUCCCGCCGCUGCUGCCGUACAGAUAGCCGAGAGGAUCCAAAGCUGGUGGUUACGGGGCAGUGAGGAGGUUGAGGAUUGCGAUGAUGACGGCGGCCGCAGCGGCGGCAACAAUGGCGUCGGGAGGUUGCCGGCGGCGGCGGCACCGGCGGCGGCUAAGAGGACCGUCGGGGGACUGCUGUCCUGGCCAGGAUGGGCUGCUGUGAAGAUGCUGUGCGCAGGCGUUGAGGAUGAGAUUGCGUUGACGACGGCGGCAGAAGGCGAGAUGGCGGAGGAGGAGGGCGUCACGGCGGCGGCGGCGGCGGUGGCGGCGGCAACCACCAGGGUCGCCGAUGCCGGGGAGGUCUUCGUACCCACGACGACGACGGCGGCGGUGGCGGCGGCGGCGGCUGGCGCCCGCCUCAGUUGCGGCGGGAAGGUCUCCGUCAGCAACCCCACCAGCAGCGCUGGCAGCGGCGGUGACGGUGGAAACGACGGCUACUGCGCUGUACCAUCCGUGCCGUACACCCCGCCAGUUGUACCGACGCCACUCGUUGCGAGGGUGCUGGCGGCGUUGGAGCAGGAGCGUGCCGCCGGAAGGUUUGUACGGCUGCCGGCGACGUCGGUCUGGACAGCGUCGGCGGGCGCUGACGGCGGUGACGACGGCGGUAGCGGCAAGGCCGUGGCGGCUCCUAAGGUCCCCGGUCCGGAGGAAGAUGUAUGGAUGGUUGCGCCGCCGCCGACGAAGCCAGAGCUGGGGGGGGAAAUGGUGGCGGCGGCGGCGGAGCUGUCAGGUGCGGUAGCGGUGCCGCCGAAGCCGAAGCCGCCGUCAUUGCCCCCCACCGCGACACCGGACGACCCCGCUCAGACCAAGCUCGCUGCUGCAGAGGAGGAGAGACGCAAAGAGGAGGUUGCGACGGUGGAGGCGGCGGCGGCGGCGGAGCGGAUCGAGUCGCCCGCGGCGGGGGCUGCCGACGGCGGCGACGGCGAUGACGGAGGCCCGAGAUCAGCAACUGCGCAGGAUCUUUCCGGAUCAGGCGGGGGAGGCGACGGGGGGGCUGCGGCACCCAACAGUACGACGGACGACGGCGACGACUCGGCCGCCGCACUGGCGUACUUGCGGCGAGAGAUUCGUUUUUUCAACGAGCUAUAUGAAAAGCAGCACUCGUCAUUUUGGGGGAUAAGGGGUCCGAGGGGCGCGUGGGGGCGCAAAUGCUGUUGGGUCCUCAGCAACCGAAGCGCGGCGGCAGCGGCAUGCACCACAUAUGGUGUGAUGUGGUGUGAUGUGGAGUGUGGAAGUCCAAAGCCUGCUGGGGAACCGGCGGAGAGCUACCUGCUGGCCAAGCGGCAACACCCGCACAACCUGAAUCAGGGCCCAGCGGCUGCGGCAGCCGCGGCGGGUGCUGUACGGCGGGUGCUGUACGGCGGGUGCUGUACGGCGGUCAGGAUUAGAGUCAGCGGCGGCACUGGUAACUGCCAUAGUGGCGAGCUGACGUGGACUGUGCCUAGUCUCCCGCGUGCUCUGGACGAGGUGCAAAAGCCGUUGGCCGUUGCGCCGAGAUUGCUGGGACGCAACUGCAAAAAUACUUGA